AGCGCGGCGUGGUGCAUCUGUGAUCGUGGAUGUGACCCACAACUACGUGUUGUGACUGCUCAGUCACGAGUAUAGAUGCAUGGGAUGUGCGGGGGAAGAUUCGUGAUUAACGGCUUCUACCUCGCUGCAGCGGAGGACUUGCAGGUCGAGUCUGGGUGGAUCACUCAUGACUGCCACGAUCCAGAAGCCAGCGAACAGCAUCUAGGACGAGCGGUCAUCAUAGCAUCCAUCACCCCAUCGCUCACAUUCCCCAUCCUUGACAUCUCGACAGCAGGGCUGCAUCGAUCACUUUGCAAGCAAAUCAGAUAGAUACUCCUCCACCCGCAUCAGCAUCAUCAUACAGUCCACCAUGUCUGGCUUCAUCCAACCCUGUCCCAGCGUCCGCUCCCACCUCAUCGUCGACCUGAGCACUCCCAAAGUGUUGCAUCUGCGUCUGAACAGACCAAAGCAGCUCAAUGCCAUGACGGAUGCGCUAGAAGAGGAUCUGUACUCCAUCUUGGACUGGUACGAAUUUGAGCCUUCUCUCUGGCUCUUGAUCAUCUCGGGCACCGGACGAGCAUUCUGCGCAGGUCAAGAUCUGCUAGAUUGGUCCAAGCGCGCCCCUCUCCCGCGCGAGAGCACGCCGGGUGCGAAUGGUGAUCAUCUUGCGCUGCAGAAUGGACAAGAGAUGGAGAAAUUUGUUGGAAAGAUUAGGGCUGGUGGGUUUGGCGCGCUCAGCUCGAGGAGGAGCAAUAAGCCCGUCAUUGCUGCGGUGCAUGGCAUAGCUAUGGGAGGAGGUGUCGAGAUACUGGUAAGUCGAGAGUCGAGGUUGCGCUCAAAGCAUCGCAAUAAGCUGCGUCUGUCUGCCUCGCAACUUCAGGUGGUGAGCAGGAACAAGCCUGCUGAUCCAGCACGCCAAACCGCCUCCUUCUUGCGUCGCUGCUUCAAGCUCAACUGCGAUCUCGUAGUCGCUACAUCUGCCUCCAUCUUUGCUUUGCCGGAAGUAAGCAGAGGAGUAGUAGCUGCGCAGGGGGGUAUUCCUCGACUCGCCGCCGUGGCAGGACACCACUUUGCAUCCCGACUAUUGCUCACCGGAGAAAAGAUUACGGCAGAACAAGCAUGCUCCACUUAUCGUUUCGUCACGCACCUGCACAUCCUCUCUCCAAGCACCUCGGACGAUCUAGCGCAAUCCCAAGUGCUCUCCAAAGCUCUCGAGCUGGCAAAUCAGAUCAUCAAGAAUAGUCCAGAUGCUGUGCAGCUUACAAAAGCUGGCCUUUUGGAUGCGAGGGAUGCGGCCAGACGCAUAGGUGCGCAGCAGCGCAGGGAUCCGUACGCGAACGAGGAUGGAGUGGAUGCGCUGCCUAUCGAAUCGUACCAGAGUCUCAGGAGCAGAGCAUUGUAUGCAGGUCAGAACAUCAAAGAAGGUCUUGCCGCCUUUGCCCAAGUGAGUUCGUAGGACUCGAGUCCACGCUUCGUUGCGAGACCCCCCAAGAGGAAGGCCUUCGUUUUUGCAAGCUGCCUUGCUCGCUGAUGAAGCACCGCCCAUCUAUUUGUCUUGGCUCGCUUUGCCAACAGAAACGUCCAGUGCAAUGGUCCGAUCCCCCUGUUAUACCCGACACCAUCAGCACCGCCGCUCGUCACCGACUGAGCAAGCUUUGAAGCGCGGCACAAGGCCUCAAUCAGCGGGACACACAAAGCAAACGCACCCACGCUUCGCUUCCGCCUCACCUUCGCAACAAUUUUUCUCCAACGAGACCCCACAUUCGCAACUAUAUCACUCUUGU
This is a messenger RNA of Ceraceosorus guamensis, 1763 nucleotides long. RefSeq names its product ClpP/crotonase. Gene Ontology annotation, molecular function: enoyl-CoA hydratase activity. The record is from RefSeq and is a predicted model, not a curated record. Gene Ontology annotation, cellular component: mitochondrion. The transcript has 3 exons. Bases 350 to 1435 code for a protein of 361 amino acids. Lineage: Eukaryota; Fungi; Basidiomycota; Exobasidiomycetes; Ceraceosorales; Ceraceosoraceae. Gene Ontology annotation, biological process: fatty acid beta-oxidation.